This is a messenger RNA of Trichophyton rubrum CBS 118892, 1263 nucleotides long. RefSeq lists its product as uncharacterized. The coding region runs from base 1 to 1263 and encodes 420 amino acids. The transcript is spliced from 2 exons. Lineage: Eukaryota; Fungi; Ascomycota; Eurotiomycetes; Onygenales; Arthrodermataceae. The record is from RefSeq and is a predicted model, not a curated record.
AUGGCGUCACAACAUCGACGCCAGUCGUCGUAUGAAGACGUCUUCGAUCUCCCUGGACAGUCUCAGAUGCCGGCACAACCCCACCAGCAUCAUCAAACUUCCUUCGAAAAUGGGAUUGAUUUCUCUGCCGAAGAGCCUCUGACUGUAGAUCAGCGGUCUCACGCUCACAGGAGGUUCGAGAAGGCCAUCGAAUACUUCGGCAAUCACGUCAGCUCCAGUGCAAAAUUCAAACCUCACCUGCUGAUUCGCUAUACAUAUGAAUUUGCACGGUCUGAGCUAUCGAAAGAUAUGAUACUACGUUUCUUCUUCGCCUCUAUAAAGAUAGACAUCGACAGCACUGAGGAUAUUGAGUUAAAUGAUAGUUUACUUCACGAGCUGAAGGAUUUUGCAGACCUGCUUUUAAAUCAUUUCUUUGCUCCGUGUAAGCUUUGCCCGAUUAAACUAAACCCCUUGGUUCCUGCUGCUGACGCUGUUUUUGCAGUGAGGUCAACUGGCACGAUAACCCCACAACCUUCCCCUGCUAGUCUUUCGGCACUUCAAAGAGUACAAGGACAACAUGAGUUCAUAGGCACACCUGAUCGAAUUGCAGGCCUCCGCAGUCUAUGCUUGUUACGCGAUCACCACAAAUGCGUGGUUUCGCAGUCUUUUGACCUUAAAGAGGCAAUCAGUCGCCUGUCAAAUGACCCAGAUGCUCGAGACGAUGAGGGAAUGCAGCUUAGGGGCCAAUCGUUAUAUGCGUUAGAGGUGGCUCAUAUCAUUCCCCAUUCUCUAAUGCAAUCAGACACGAGUUCUGGUUUGUCCGAAGCCAAGAAGACCGUAAUCCAGAUAUUGAAUAUGUUUGACUAUAACGUUAGUCACAUCAUCAAUGGCACUGACAUCGACAGGCCGCUCAAUGCUAUGAGCCUUAACUCAACAGCCCAUCUUCUAUUCAAAAGUUUCGACAUCUUUCUGGAACCUGUUGAUGGCCAGGAACAUACAUACUAUGUCAAAAGUCUGAAGCCAGCCGUAUCAAUGGCGUUUGGCCUCCCUGUGACACGCAAACUCUUUCUCAGUGAUGACCGGUCGAUCGAGCCUCCUUCACCUCGACUCCUUGCUUUGCACCGUGCCUUUGCUCAUAUCCUUUUCUUAUCUGGAGCCGGUGAGUAUAUAAACAAGAUUCUGGAUGAUUUUGAUAAAACGGGAGUUCGAGCCGAUGGUACCACAGAGUUGGGACGGAUGGUAAGCUGGAGAAUGAGCGGUGGUCUGGGAGGUAUAACUGUAUGA